Messenger RNA from Pectinophora gossypiella (pink bollworm), 516 nucleotides. RefSeq names its product general odorant-binding protein 1-like (gene GOBP1). The transcript has 3 exons. Gene Ontology annotation, molecular function: odorant binding. NCBI's taxonomy places the organism in Eukaryota, Metazoa, Arthropoda, Insecta, Lepidoptera, Gelechiidae. The coding region runs from base 1 to 516 and encodes 171 amino acids. The record is from RefSeq and is a predicted model, not a curated record.
AUGUGGGGGGCAGCGGUUGCGCGGGCGCCGUGGCUGGUGCUGGCCGCGCUGGCGCUGCUGGUGCGCAGCUCGCAGGCGACUGUCGAGGUCAUGAAAGACGUCACGCUCGGCUUCGGGGAGGCGCUGCAGCACUGCCGGGAGGAAAGUCAGCUGACAGAGGAGAAGAUGGAGGAGUUUUUCCACUUCUGGCGCGAGGACUUCCGCUUCGAGCACCGCGAGCUGGGCUGCGCCAUCAAGUGCAUGAGCCACCACUUCAACCUGCUCACAGACUCGCACCGCAUGCACCACGACAACACGCACCAGUUCAUCAAGUCCUUCCCCAACGGUGAGUUGCUGGCAGCGCAGAUGGUAGCGAUCAUUCACGAUUGCGAGAAGGCGCAGGAGUCUGAGGAGGACCACUGCUGGCGCAUCCUGCGCGUGGCCGAGUGCUUCAAGCAUACGUGCACGCAGCGCGGGCUCGCGCCCAGCAUGGAGGUGCUCAUGGCGGAGUUCAUCAUGGAGGCCGAGGCCAGAUGA